UACAAAAAUUCUUCACCAGGAUAAAACCUCAAAUCUCAAGGCCUCACAGUCUCACACCAAGAAUCUAGCUUCAAAAGCACUCCCUUUUCCUCUCUUUGCCCCAACAAUUCUGAUUCCCUAAACCAUUACCAUAUCUCCCCGCAAACUUUCUCAAGAUGAAAGGAAUAGAUGUACUCUGUGCAUCACAAGCUGCAACAGCCAUAUGCCUUAGCAUGGAUCAAGCUUCUUCUUCCUCUUCCUCUGUUACACUCGGCAGCGGCCCAGCCAUCGACCGAUACAAUCCCAUUAUCACAGACUCAAGAAGAACUGCCACACAACUCCCUCCUUGCACUAAUACUUCUCAUCAGCCACCUAUCACCCCAAAACCUCAAAGAAAUCACCACAAGAAGAAAAACAAGAAGACCACUCUUAAGGAAAAUUCUGGUCAAGCCAAGAAGAGUGAUGUUGAUGGUGAAAAGACAACAAAAGUCAGCAGUCAGACCUCUGCUGUUGGAAGGAAGAGCUGGGGCUGCACCAAGCCUGGUGACUUCAUCAGCCCUCAUGGUUCUACUAGGUAUUUGCUGAGUGACAAAGUUGUCAUCAACGGUAUAUCAGAUAUGGAUCCGGCCCUUAAGUUAUUUCCUGAUGAAAUAUCCAAGUGUAAGGCGCCUGCUGAGAAGACAAAUGAAUCAUCUGCCUCUCCAGACCAGGUGGUUGUUCUGAGAGUGUCAUUACACUGCAGAGGCUGUGAAAGGAAAAUGAGAAAACAUAUAUCUAGAAUGGAAGGGGUGACAUCUUUCAACAUAGAUUUUGCAGCAAAAAAGGUGACGGUGACAGGGAACGUAACACCGUUGGAGGUGCUCUCGAGCAUAUCUAAGGUGAAGAAUGCCCAACUCUGGUCUCCAACAGUACCAUCAUCCACUACACCAGUAGUUAAUAUGAGCCAUGACUACUCUGGAUUCAAGAAUGAGUACAAAGGAGCUGGUGCUUAGGCCAUAGAUAAUGGGCUUCUCUUUUAGUACCAUCUUGGCCAAACCAUUGUAAAUUCAUUCACGAGGGAUUCUGUGCAAUUUGUUCUUGAAUUCAAGAUUGUGAAGAAAAGACUACUGCAGCUCUUUUGUUUCAACUCAUAAUUUGCUCGGUUUGGCAUGUAAUUUGGUGUGUGUGUUGAUGCAACACAACUUUUCUUUGCAGGAAUUUCUAAUCGGAAUGGGUUUGGCCAGACAAAGCCAAUUAUAUGGCGAGUGUCGUACAUUUGUCA
Messenger RNA from Sesamum indicum (sesame), 1240 nucleotides. Its product is annotated as protein SODIUM POTASSIUM ROOT DEFECTIVE 2. Gene Ontology annotation, molecular function: metal ion binding. The record is from RefSeq and is a predicted model, not a curated record. NCBI's taxonomy places the organism in Eukaryota, Viridiplantae, Streptophyta, Magnoliopsida, Lamiales, Pedaliaceae.